This is a messenger RNA of Amoebophrya sp. A25, 345 nucleotides long. NCBI's taxonomy places the organism in Eukaryota, Dinophyceae, Syndiniales, Amoebophryaceae. The record is from the annotation of a GenBank genome assembly.
GAGCUGGGUCUCUGCGGGCCAUUAGUCGGUCUAGGCUAUCUGAACCGACCGGAACUGAGUCGCGAGCGAUUUUUUUGCUGCCCUGAGACCGGAAAGCGAUAUUUUCUGACUGGGGAUUUAGUGAAGAUAGAAAAGGAGAACCUCCAACAUAACAUUAAGGAUAUAUUUAAGCGAGGCGACGACAAAGGCAAACAUGAGGACAAUCUGGAUAUCUUCGCAAGCAGAAGCACGUCUCAACACGACCAGAGACAAGAACCUCCAGUUUUACGUCUCCUUGGUCGCAAAGACGAUCAAGUGAAGAUUCGAGGUCAAAGAAUCGAACUGGGUGAAAUCGAAAGUUGCCUU